UGUAGAAGGAAACAGAAGCUAUGUGUAAUCUGAGAGGGCAGAUGAGCCACCUUACUUUUUCAGAUUAGGCACAGAGCACACAGGUGAAGGUUCUCACUGCAGGUAGACUGAUCUUCAACUCUUCUCACAAUGGACCUGCUGUCUUUAGUGUUUUGCGUCCUGUUGGAAGCCCUGGCUGUGUACUGUCAACAGGGUGCAGAGGACCGCAUAGUGGGAGGCUAUGCACCAGUUCCACAUUCCAUCAAGUACAUUGUGUCAGUUCAGACCACAAACCGCCAACACUUCUGUGGGGGCUUCUUGAUCAGUCAAUUUUGGGUAAUCACAGCAGCGCACUGUAACAUUGGGGUGGAAAAAAUGCUGGUAGUGGCAGGAGACUACUCUUUGUCUGUUUAUGAAGGCACAGAACAAGAAGUCUUACCCCAGUUUUUGCUACCACACCCUCAGUACAACUACCAGAAGAACAACUACGACAUCAUGCUCAUUAAGCUAAAGUCCCCGGUCUACCUGAACAGCUACGUUUCCGUGGUUCUGCUGCCCAGACAGGACAGUGCCAUACCAGUAGGCACAAUGUGUCGAGUGUCAGGAUGGGGAUACACCAGCCCCACAGGGGGGCCACUUCCCUCUACCCUUCGGACUGUGAUGCUUCCAAUUACCUCCUCAGCAGCAUGUAACAGCACUUCAUCCUUCAAUGGUAGAAUCACUGAAAACAUGAUCUGUGCUGGUUACAAUCUCGGUGGAAUGGAUGCCUGUCAGGGAGACUCCGGUGGCCCUCUUGUGUGUGAUGGCCGGGUCUAUGGAGUAGUGUCCUGGGGAAUAGGUUGUGCUGAGGCUCAGUUUCCCGGAGUCUACACAGCUGUGUCCAAAGUCCGCAGCUGGAUUGACAGCACAAUAUACAGCUACUACAGCAAAUGUAAAACUCUUUAGAGCUCAACGUUAACUCACUGCUGACUCGACUUUCCUGGUGCCUUCUUUGAUCUAAUUUUCAUUUAUUAUGCACAUUUAUGAGUUUAGAAGUAGGUCAACAUUUUGGGAAACACUUAAUUCUGAUGAGGUAGAAGAAGAGACAAUAAUCAUCAUGUAUGUACACUAAAUAUCUAUAACAUUAUGAUCACUCCCAGUAAAAAUGAGUAAAGAUGCAAACUAGGCGGGACAGAAGUGAGCCAAGCAAAACUGCUUGGGAAUGACUCAACAAAUACAAUAAAUAUGAUCUGCUUUAUAUUUAAUGUUUGGUCACUAUGUUGUGGCUAGUUGUGUGUGUUAAACAGAACAGUCCAAGGUUGGUUGUGAGUAUAAAGAGAGGCAGUUAAAACUGGAAAAUGUUUAUUUAUUUUUGGUUUUUUGCUAGCCUUAUGCUAAGCAAACCCUGUAUAUGUUCAUAUUCAAAGAACACAUAAAAGCGAUAUCAAUCUUCGUGUCUUCAAGAUAAGUGAUUUCUUUACAUUUGAAAUUAACUGUGCCAGUGACUUAGCAAAAUAAAGCUUCCUAAACUAAACCAGUGACAGAUAAAUCGACUAAACAACCUCAACUAACUGGCAAAUGCUAAACAAUAACUGCAAUUCUACAACAUCAAGAUGAAGGUGCCAUAUUWCUGUCACUGAAAAUCACCACAUUUACAGGUUCGUGUAUCGGCUCUAAAAGGCAGUAGAAAAGUACACUCAUGAUUCACAAUAUAAUUAUUUAACUGGUUAGUUGGCUGCAACAUUUCAUAUCAUAUUACCAUUUUUUAAACAAACUCUACAAUCUUUAUGUGCAUGCACCAAUGACAAGACAGGGACUAAGGAUCAG
Molecule: messenger RNA, 1785 nt
Organism: Austrofundulus limnaeus
Lineage: Eukaryota; Metazoa; Chordata; Actinopteri; Cyprinodontiformes; Rivulidae
Product: trypsin-3
Exons: 5
Coding region: 130-924 (264 amino acids)
Biological process (GO): proteolysis
Molecular function (GO): serine-type endopeptidase activity
Source: RefSeq, a predicted model, not a curated record